Messenger RNA from Oncorhynchus gorbuscha (pink salmon), 2788 nucleotides. RefSeq names its product ESF1 homolog. Gene Ontology annotation, molecular function: RNA binding. Gene Ontology annotation, biological process: rRNA processing. NCBI's taxonomy places the organism in Eukaryota, Metazoa, Chordata, Actinopteri, Salmoniformes, Salmonidae. Gene Ontology annotation, cellular component: nucleus. The record is from RefSeq and is a predicted model, not a curated record.
AAGGUCACGAAAGUGGUGCAUGUUGGGAGAACACGUGGAUAGCGGUACAAUUUAAUCGGAAAAGUUGUUUUGAUGGCGAAGAGGAAGAUGACAAGGUGCCUCACAUUGAGGGGGACAAUGUGGACCAGGCGGCCAGCAUCUCAGACGGCAGUGAGGAUGACGAAGAUGAAGCAGAUGUGGAGAGUGACAUGGAGAGCGGCUCCGAGGACGAGUCCGGUUCAGAGUUAGACGAGGACAGUGACGGCAGCGGGCCAGAUCUGGCCAGGGGGAAAGGCAAUGUGGAGACCAGCUUGGACGAGGACGACGAUGAUGACUUGGAGGCCAUCUUGAAACGCGAGGAGGAGGAGAUCCAGCACGACUGGGGCGAGCUGUGCAAGGACGCGCCGCGGAGCGAGGAGGUAACCCAAAGGUUUGCCGUGUGUAUCAUGGAUUGGGACCGGAUGAAAGCCAAGGACCUGCUGGCUCUGUUUAACUCCUUCAAGGCUACGUGUAAAGGAGGGGUUGUGCUCUCUGUGAAGAUCUACCCCUCAGAGUUUGGGAAGGAACGGGUUCAGCAGGAACAGACCCAGGGUCCCCUGGAGCUGAUGGCCCUGCCGGAGGAUCCGGACAAAGACACAGAGGAGGACAAGAUUUACAGAGAGAAGAUGCGGGACUACCAGUUCAAGCGGCUAAAGUACUACUAUGCGGUGGUGGAGUGCGAAUCGCUCGACACAGCCGCUAAAAUCUACCAGGAGUGUGACAGUUUUGAGUACGAGAGCAGCUGCUCUAUCCUGGACCUCCGGUUUAUCCCUGAUGAUGUGACGUUUGACGAGGAGCCAAAGGACUUGGCCACAGACGUGGACCUGUCUGCCUACACCCCCAAGCUCUUCACCUCCACAGCAUCAGCCACGUCAAAGGUGGAGUUGACCUGGGACGAGACAGACCACGAGCGUGUCACUGCCAUGAACAGGAAGUUCAACAAGGACGAGCUGCUGCAGAUGGAUUUUAACGCCUACCUGGCCUCCUCCAGCGACGAUGAUGAUGAGGAUGGAGUGGAGAAGGAAGAGGAGCUUCCAGAGGGUAAGAAGAAAAAAAGAGGCCAGCAAGGAGGUGGAGAAGGAGGCCAGGAAAGGGAAGCAGAGCAGUGGCAAGCAUAUAGAGAGAUGCUGAAGAGCAUCCAGGAGUAAGACAAGAAGAAGGAGGAGGACAAGGGCAUGGAGAUGGAGAUCACAUGGGUGCCAGGACUGAAGAAGACAACUGAACAGUUGGUGAAGAAGAAGCUAGAAGGAAAGGACAAGCUGACACCCUGGGAAGAGUUCAUUGAGAAGAAAAGGGACAAGAAAAAGCAGAAGUUGACCAAAGGAAAGCAGGAAUCUGAUGAUUCGGACCUCGGUGACGAUGCGCUUCCUCCAGACGUUGACUUUGAUGACCCCAUCUUUGCUGAAGAGCUUGGUUCUACAGAUCUGAAAAAGAAAGCAAAGAGCAAGAAAAACAAAAAGGUGGAGGAGAGGACACCUGAAGAGGAGGAGGAGUUGGAGAAACAAAAGGCUGAGAUGGCCCUGCUCAUGGACGACGACAAGCACAAACACUUCAACUACGACAAGAUCGUAGACGAGCAGAACCUGAGCAAAAAGAAGAGGAAGAAGCUUCUGAAGAAGGACAACACGAGUCUGGAGGAGGAUGACUUCCAGGUGGACGUGAAGGACCCUCGUUUCCAGGCCAUGUUUACCUCCCACCUCUACAACUUGGACCCGUCCGACCCGGGCUACAAGAGGACCAAGGCCACCCAGAGCAUCCAGGUCGAGAAGCAGCGCCUCAGGGAGGAGUGCCAGCGCGACCAGGACAAGGCGCUCAGGAGCUCACAGGCCCCGCCCACACAGGUAGUGGGAGCAAAGAUACAGGAAACAAUUGCCAGUGGCUGAAGCCACCAAGAAAAUGGACCCCGGACUAUCCAUGCUUAUCAAGUCUAUUAAGAACAAAACAGAGCAGUUUCAAUCACGAAAGAAACAGGAGACAAUGUAGGCCUUUCUAACUGGACUAUUGGGGACUACGUUUCUGGGUGAAAAGCUAUAGACUGCAGCCUUACGCUAUCUCUUUGUGUUGAAGCGACUGUUGGUGUGUGUGAGAGAGGCCUGAGACAAGCCUUGCCCACUUUUAUUUUGAACUAUCACUCUACAAGAGGCCUAAUCAGGAACACGAAGUUGAAGAUAGUUUGAAUGUGUAAUAUGCUAAUUAACAUUGAGACACUUGUGUGGGGGAUUGCCAACAGUAACUGGUGGUUUCAUGGAUCUCUGAAUAGUAUUUUUUACAAAUGCUCUAAAUUAUACAAACCUGCUCUAUAGCCCCAGUCUGAGCCCUUAAAAAUACUUAUAUUAAGACACUUCACACAAUUUUACAGAACUGGUUCAUUUUAUUUUUGAUAUUCAACAACAGUACACAUUCAUAGGUCCAUUGACACUGUCAAACUCACAGCACGGUGACACUUUAUACUGAUUUUCAGAGAAAACAAGGUCAAAAAUAAAGUGUAUACAAGGAAGCAAGGUACAAAAAGGCAGUCCCAUUUGAAAAGAGGAACAAUAGUAGUGCAAACAAAAGUUAGCUAUAUACAUACAAGGGCCGACACUGAGACAGCAACAUACAUCAAGUAUCUUAAACCUCAGCACAGGUUUACAUUUCCGUUUGAUUUCUAUUCUCAGUUUAUUAAUCUCACAGAAAACCCAAGGGGAAACUUGGAGGUAACAAUACAAAAUCUUAGAAAUUGCACCAUCAAAAAUGUUUAAACUAUUUAUCAAGUUACAAAGUACAAAAA